AUGGGGAAAGUUGUACCCUACUAUCCCUACAACUAUUUCGUCCAGUCAGCAAGCUUUGAUAUCACAUUACUAAUGGUUCUGCUGAGGAAUAUCUGUAGUUUUAUCCCGCCUGUCACUGUCAUGAGUACUGAAGUAAACAUAGUGAGGGUGAAGUGCUACCGUAAUACUGUAUACAGCCAUGCCGGCCCAGCUUCUGUAGAUUACGCAGCAUUUAACACCUGCUGGCAGGAUAUCAGCAAUGCAAUGGUAGCACUGGGAGGAGCAAGUUAUGCAGCUGAUAUCAGUAAGCUUAAAAACAAGUGCAUGGAUCCUGACACUGAGGAACACUACAGAGAGCUGUUGAAGCAAUGGAAGAAAGAUGAAGACAUUAUCAAAGAAAAACUUGAAGAGAUGGAAGGUAUGUUAGAAUUUUAGCCUAAAACUGACAGGAGGGUAAAGGUUGGAAAAGAAAAAAAACGCAAAGAUCGCGCUAUGUUACAUAAGUAGUGGGAACUAUUAUUAUAGUGUCCAGAAAUCCAAAGAGGUGGGGCACGAGGCCACCUAUUUGCCUUGUAAUAAAACUUUACCUACCUGCAUAUUGAUACCUGGCGUUACUGUUUUUGUACGCUGCGGCAGCAUACCGUGCAAGUUUAUUCGAGCCAAGGUUUGCAUUUUGGUGAGACACAGUCAAGCCAAAAUACCCACAAAGACACCAAAAGGUACCCAGCAUGCCGCCACGGGAAGUGUAUCAAAACUGAGUUGCGAUUAAGUAUUUACCUCAACCAAAUUGGGCCAAGAAUCCAGUCAUAUAGAGUCAGUGACUUGAUAUUGCAGAACUUGUCAUGAAAAUGGUUACAGACAAAGUUUCUAAUUGGCUAAGUGUGAAUUAGAGUAAGUUAAAUACGUAUCGUGCGCUUACGAUUCUGAUUGGCCUCAAACUAGGGAAAAUAUGUAUUGGUAAACUACAUUUGGAUAAAAGCUAACAAUUAUCGGUCUGUUUGGUUUUCAUAAGAGUUGCUUAAGCAGUUGAAAGAAGAAAAAGAAAGCAUCAAGGAAAACUUGGAGAGGUGGAGGGUAUGUGCCAAACUUACUUGAACCAACAGACUUUAAUCCUGAACUUUUUAACAAGGAAGCCACUGAUGUAAAAUAAUCAUGAUCAGAAAACCUUUAUAAGAAAUGUAAUUUUGUUAUUAUCCUGUAAAAGAAGGCGACAAAGCAAUCUAUGUUAGAUAACACCCCAUUUGAAAACCUGGGAAAGGCCGUACUUCUAUUUAACAAUUAGACUGCUGACCUGAGUUUUCUCUGAGGGAAUGGUCAAAAAGGUGCAGCCGAAUUGACUGUUGCUCAUAGAAAACCAUGGAGAGUAGUAUAAUUGUUUUAGUAAAUACUCCAAGUGACUGCAGUCUAAAACCAAAAAUUGUAAUUAAACAUUUGUCUUAAAGCAAAAGAAAGCCAUUUAAGAGCAAUGUGGAGGAGAUAGUGAUUUGUAAAGGAGAACCAAUCAAGUUUGUUGAUUUGAAGCAGAACACGCCGACACUCUAAAAUGUUUCCCAUCUCUUAAUUUUUGAACGGCUUAAGUAGAAACUCUCAUAAGGUAGCAGUUAAAAUGUCGAGCCCUUGUGGUUGCCUGCAUGCUGUCAGACCACAGGGGUCAUACCCUGUAGUGGGUUUAAUCACGCGCAUAGUCUCUACGGUGGUUUAAAUUUAUAUUCAUCAACUUUAGUUUGAUAAUAAGUCAUUCCCUUAGCCACUGACGCUGCACAACAGUUUUUUAGAGAGUAAUAACUUUGCUUUAUUUCCGUAUGAACCCUCGAUCAACGAGUGUUUUUAUAUAUUAUCAACCCUUGUAGAAAAUUAAAUCUUGAAAGAUGGCUUUGAUCACCAGGAAACAUCCAAAACAAGCUUGAGUGGGUGGAGGAUCAAGUGA
Porites evermanni is the source of this 1906-nucleotide messenger RNA. NCBI's taxonomy places the organism in Eukaryota, Metazoa, Cnidaria, Anthozoa, Scleractinia, Poritidae. The record is from the annotation of a GenBank genome assembly.